This is a messenger RNA of Mollisia scopiformis, 453 nucleotides long. RefSeq lists its product as uncharacterized. The record is from RefSeq and is a predicted model, not a curated record. The transcript has a single exon. NCBI's taxonomy places the organism in Eukaryota, Fungi, Ascomycota, Leotiomycetes, Helotiales, Mollisiaceae. The coding region runs from base 1 to 453 and encodes 150 amino acids.
AUGAUUCCAGCAGUUCCUUUCCGUCUCUCCGCUGUCUCCAGCCUCAUUUCACUUUGUCUCGCAAUACCUAUCAUAUCAAGGAAAGAGUCGAAGCCAAUCUAUUACCUCUCGAACUGUUUCCUCAGCACCAACAUCUCUACUCAGGAUGCGGAGAUCGAUUAUCACAUCUCUGCUCCGAAGUCCUUCCCAGCCUCGAAACCGAAACUCAUUUCAGUCCUCAAUCCUACCGAGUCAAUCGAUUACGAAGACAGUACGGUCAUGACGCUACCUGGAUCACCAUUCAAUCUAACGGUCGUAAUCGGAGAUGAUGCGUAUACAGCUAAAGCAGGAACGGUGGUUGGGAGUGCGACUGGGAGUUCGGUGAAGGGAACAUUGAAGUGCAAGCGAUUGACAAGGAUAAUUGUUUAUGAAUCUGGGGAAACGGAAUGCUAUGCAGACUAUGCUUGUUCGUGA